AUGGCGACACCAGCGUCCUUCGGAACGCAGCUCGCCAAUGUGCGACGUCUGUCUGCGUCUGGACAGGCGCACCAGGCGAAGCCUGCCCAGCUUUUGAUGGCUAUUGAAUCCACCAUCUCCUCGACUCUGCCGAAAUCGACCCUUCCGCACACUUCGACCGCGUACUUCACCGCGCUUCUGCAGUGCCUCGAGAAGGCUUGCUCCGAUGAGAUUGCCCCGGGAGAGACGGGAGAGGAGAUUUCCGAGACCGAGAAGAUGGACGGUGGCGACCUCAUCCCCGCAACCCUCUACCUCCUCGCGAUUGUUGUGCCGGAGACGCCGCCCAGCGUCGUUCUCGCCAAGCUCAGCCCGCUCCUUGAGUGCCUCCUUCCCCUCUUCAGCACCGCCCUCGCCCACCCUCCCGCCCUCCGAAGUCUCCUCCAGAUCGUUACCUCCCUCCUUCUCUUCGCCACGCCGACGUCGCUUUCCAACCCCCUUCUGAAGAAGGCUUGGAACUACGUCCUUGAGCUGUGCCUCGACCCGCGACCCAAGGUCCGCCAUCUCGCGCAGGAGGGCGUCCGGAAGGUUCUUUGCACCCCCGUUCCCCCUCGCGUGGUGCCGGGAGCUCACCCGUACCUCCCCCGUGCUCGCGAGUGGGUUACGUCGGCGCUUGAGGAUGAGGUCAAGGGCAAGAGCAGCAAGAAGAAGGCCAGGUUCGCUGGCAACGAUGAGGACGAGGGCAAGAAGGCUAUUCACGUUGUGCAGGGACUGAGGGGAUGGGUUGCCGUUUGGGGUACUGAGCUUCUCAUGGCUCUCCCGCCCCACCCGCACCUCACCAACCAGGUCUACUCUCUCCUGUCUCACCUUCUCUCCCCGCCGCCAGUCGACUCGGCCUCUCCGACCCCUCACGUCAUCGGAAACCUGACCAAGGUCAUUGACUCGCUCCUCGCGUCGCCACCCGAGUCUGGUGACAUGCCGGCGUACCUUUCUGCCCUGUCCAGCGCCCUCAUCAAGCUCUCCCUGCAGGACCCCGCAAACCUGCCGGCUUACCUUCCGAAGGCGUUUAACUACAUCUUCAACGACGUUCUUCUCGGAGCCUCCACGAGCCCGGCGGUCUGCAAGGCUGCCACGGAGGCGAUCGCUGACGGCAUCGUUCGUUACUGUGUCACGGACGAGAUGAUCAUCGCCGCCGUCCAGUACCUCCGGUCCGGUAGCCACCUUCCCGGUGCCAGGAAGAAGCAGAAGACUCCCUUCCUUACCAAGGUUCUCGGUGCCGUUACUGAGGCCCUGGACUCAAACGCUCUCCGCAUGAACUACCUUUUCACCAUCCUCUCCGCCCUCAUCUCCCGCCUCCGCCUCCGCCUGCUUCCCGACGAGCCCGCUGUCGACCCCAGCGGAACGGCCCCUACGGCCGCGGAGGAGCUUCUUCUCCCUCUCAUCACUGAGGUUGGAGAUCUCCGAACGCAGAAGGGCUUCGACGCCAAGGACAAGGUGGACGAGGUCGUUGGCGCUGCCGUCGAGGUCAUCGGUGUCGAGGGCGUCCUUCGUGCGCUGCCCCUCAACAUCGAGCCCGAUGCGAGCGGAAAGACUCCUCAGCCUGGCCGCGCUCAUCUCCUCCCGAUCAUUCGCCACAAGACGACAAACGACUCUCUCGCCUUCUUCGCCAACUACUUCCGACCGCUCUCUGAGCGUCUCUUCGAGCGCAAGGUCGCUGCCGAGGACGCCGGAAACGUUGCUGUUGCCAAGGUCUGGGAGGUUCUCGUCGGCCAGAUCUGGGACUGUCUCCCCGGCUUCUGCGAGAUGCCCCGGGACAUGCAGGAGGGUCUGUCUACGCCCUUCCUCUCCCUCAUCACCAACCUUCUCUACACCCAGCCCCUCCUUCUCUCGCCGCUGCUUCGCUCGCUCCUCCAGCUCGUCAACUCUACCCAGACUCUUCUGAACUCGUCGACCGACCCCGCUGAGCUCCGCAAGCAGUUUGGCAUUGACCAGGAGGCGGCCAAGGCCAACCUUGGCAAGCUUAAGUCUCUUGCCAAGGACAUGGUCUCCGUCCUGCUCAACGUCUUCUCCAAGCUUCCUCGCGAGCAGCGUGGAAUGGUCGGAGACGUCAUCGCCGCCUGGGUCGGUAUCAUGGACGAGAAGGACAUCAUCGAGACCUACAACACUGUCGCCUCCCACCUUUCGCAAAACCUCGACAACACCCAGGCUCCCGCCCCCGGUGCUUCUCCCAUCAGCCACACCAUGCUUGACCUGCUGAUCGUCUUCGUUCCUCACCUUCCCGCCGCUCAGAGCGCCUCUCUCUUCGCCGCCACCUCGACGAAGGACCUGCUCGAGCACGAGGAUGCCACGGUUCAGAAGAAGGCUUACCGUCUCCUCAAGCGUCUGCUCGAGGCUGGCAAGCUCGGCGAGGCCGGCUCUGGUGACAAGCUGCAGGAGUUCGUCGAGCGCCUGAACGAGGUCGCCACCCAGGUCGGCCCCGGCGCUCAGCGUGACCGCCUUCAGCUUCUCUCGACUCUGGUUCAGGAGCUGCCCAAGGACCGUCUGCACCUCAUUCCGGAGCUCCUGUCUGAGGCCGUUCUCGGUACCAAGGAGGUCAACGAGAAGGCUCGUGACGCCGGUUUCGACCUCCUCGUUGUCAUGGGUCACAAGAUGGCUGAGGGAGGAGAGGUCAAGCAGGCCGUUCCCGUUGACGAGGACAGCGAUGAGCUCGUUGAGCGCACCGUUGACGCCAACGCCCAGGAGUACAUCACUAUGGUUGCUGCUGGUCUCACUGGAACGACCCCUCACAUGAUCUCCGCCUCGAUCAACGCUCUCUCGCGUCUCCUCUUCGAGUUCAAGGACGACAUCUCGAACGAGCUCAUCUCUGAGCUUGUCGCUACCGUCAUUGUCUUUGUCGGCUCGAAGAACCGUGAGAUUGUCAAGUCUGCUCUUGGAUUUGUCAAGGUCGCUGUCGUCGCUCUUCCCACGGAGACUGUCGAGCCCCAUCUUGAGGCGCUUGUCCCCGCCCUUCUCGGCUGGGUCCACGACCAGAAGAACCACUUCAAGCUCAAGACUAUUCACAUUUUCGAGCGCAUGUUCCGCAAGUUCGGCUACGAGAACGUCCACUCGUUUGCCCCUGAGGGUGGCGAGCGCAAGGUUAUCGAGAACCUGAAGAAGCGCAAGGACCGUGCUAAGCGCAAAAAGGCGACCGCCGAGGAGGAGAACAAGGCUCCCAAGACGACCUCUGGCAACGCCUUUGACGACAUUCUCUACAACAGCGACUCUGACGAUGAGGAGGAGCAGGGUGACGAGGACGAGCGUCCCGUCAAGCCCCUGGGCAAGCGUGCUCAGCGACGAGCUGCCGCCGCCGCUGAGGCCGAGUACAUCCGUGACGAGGGUGACGAGCCCAUGGACCUUCUCUCUCGCAGCAUUGCUGGUGGUGUCACGCGCGACCCGAAGGCAGAGCAGCGCAAGCGCAAGCCUGGCCAGGACGCCGCGCACUUCAAGACGGACAAGAGUGGCAAGCUCGUCAUCGAGGAUGAGGGCUCCGACUCUGACUCGCCGAUGGACGACGGUGCGGACGAGGGCAAUGCCUAUCUGCAGGCCAUGCGUGGCAUCGAGGGUGCGGCGCGCACCAGCCGUGGUCUCAAGUUCAACAAGAACACGAAGCGCGCUCGUGAGGAGGAGCGCGAGGAGGGUCUCAUGGACGUCGAUGACGACAAGAUGGCCAAGAAGAAGAAGAAGAAGUCGAUCGGCCGGCUCGGCGAGGAGUUCCGCAGCAAGCGCGGAAAGGGAGAUGUCAAGAAGGACGGCGUCGACCCCUACGCCUACGUUCCCAUCGGCCAGGCUGCCAAACGCGCGGGCAAGAACGGCGGCCGCGUCAGCCUGACCAACAAAAAGAAGGGCAUGAGGUCCUAA
Messenger RNA from Trichosporon asahii var. asahii CBS 2479, 3873 nucleotides. Its product is annotated as ribosomal protein. The transcript is spliced from 2 exons. The record is from RefSeq and is a predicted model, not a curated record. Lineage: Eukaryota; Fungi; Basidiomycota; Tremellomycetes; Trichosporonales; Trichosporonaceae. Bases 1 to 3873 code for a protein of 1290 amino acids.